AUGGAGAAUUUCGGGUCUACGAGCACCAUCGAAUCAUUCCAGCCCGGAGUCGUUCUCAAGCAACCGAUAAACUUCAAGACUAAGGGCCUUGCCGACAAGGUCGACCGCUGCUUUUCUGUUGAGCCGCUUAUACUCCAAAAACUUGGACACCAUCCAAGAAUUGUUAAAUAUCUCGGAAAACAUGGCCGCGGCCUUCUGCUCGGCCAAGCAAGCCAUAGCAAUCUCCAGGCGUAUAUCGACAACCAUCCUUCGACUGAUCUACGCCAACGUAAAAUAUGGUGUCGACAGUUGACUGAAGCUAUCGUCUAUAUUCAUAGCCGCGGCGUAGUUCACUCAGAUCUACGCCCGAAGAACAUCCUUGUCCACGAAACUACCUCAGGAUCACGAGACUUGGUGCUCUGUGACUUUGGUGGAUCUACGUGCGAUGAGCUGGGUCUAGAUGGAGGUUGCCUUCCUGACGGUCCUUUCUACAGCCCCACCUUCGGGCUCCAGUCUACUCCGGCUCUUGAUAUAUUCGGCCUCGGCUCUCUCUUUUACACUAUCCUGACGGGGUGUUGGCCUUAUAGAUCCUGCCCUGGGGCCCCUGAAAUAGCGGAGGAGAAGAUCGCCUACGAGAAGGAAGUUUCCGAGGCUUUAAGUCAAGGAGAAUACCCCGAUGUGACGAGAGUAGUGGGUGGCAGGGUGAUUUUGGGCUGUUGGAUGGGGCAAUACUUGACGGCCGAGGAAGUUCUGCUAGCUUUGGAUAGGGAAAUGUCGAAGGAGGCUGAUCAUAUCUCGAUGUUCUUACGAGUAGCAAUUUCCGUUGUGGUUCUAACAGCUUCUACAUAUCUAAUUGUACGGCGACGGCUACGAUGA
This is a messenger RNA of Venustampulla echinocandica, 855 nucleotides long. Its product is annotated as Protein kinase-like. Gene Ontology annotation, molecular function: protein serine/threonine kinase activity; ATP binding. The transcript is spliced from 2 exons. Gene Ontology annotation, cellular component: cytoplasm; nucleus. The record is from RefSeq and is a predicted model, not a curated record. NCBI's taxonomy places the organism in Eukaryota, Fungi, Ascomycota, Leotiomycetes, Helotiales, Pleuroascaceae. Gene Ontology annotation, biological process: protein phosphorylation; mitotic DNA damage checkpoint signaling. The coding region runs from base 1 to 855 and encodes 284 amino acids.